Molecule: messenger RNA, 5967 nt
Organism: Porites evermanni
Lineage: Eukaryota; Metazoa; Cnidaria; Anthozoa; Scleractinia; Poritidae
Source: the annotation of a GenBank genome assembly
AUGUCUUACCAGACCAGUUCCAAACGGUCGCCGCCAUUCUGGCUUCUGACUGGGCAGAAAAACACAAAAGUUUUCUGGCACCAAUCAGCAUCCAGAACGGCUGUGACCGUUUGGAACUGGUCUGGUCUUCUCGCCGUUCUUUACUUUUCUUCGUGCCAUAUUUUUCCGCCCGUUUAGACUUUCCCUCGCCCCCACUAUCUGCCCUUGGGUCUCCGAGGAUGUGUUUCAACAAAAACUCUUGGAAAAAAGCAUUUUUCAUUGUCAAAAUGACUGGUCUGGCUAUGGUCCAACCGAUCAGUUCUGACUUUUGGAAAGCGCCCUAAAAGACAUCUUUUACAGAUCUAGAGCUGAGGUGGUAUAUCUUCAAUCUAUCAUUAACGACAACUUUCUUAACAUUUUAUUGGUUAUUAAUUAAUUAAUUUUAAUUAUCUAUUUUUUAUGCUAUGUAUCAUUUCUUUUUUUCGGCUUCGCUUUGAACAAUCCACUUGUUCGAAAGGCUAUUGUAUCAGAAUUUGGCCAGGGUCAAGAACAAUAGAUUUUGUUUAGUAGCUUUAGUUUUAUCACACGUGAAGUUCCACGUUUAAUCCUGACCUUAAUCAACAUUUUAUAACUGGUAGGUAAAAAAUAUUGUAUGCACGAAUAACUUGCGGUUAAAACAACAGAGGCUGUAUGUUAGCUACUAAAAACUUUCUCAUGGUACUGUUUAUUAUGCUGUACACGGUGGUUCUAACCUUUUUCAUCUGUGGGCUAUUCAAGUUAAUGCUACUGAGCAGCACUUUCCUGUGGCACUGUUUAUUAUGCUGUACAAGGUGGUUCUAACUUUUGAGUCUGUGGAUGAAAUCGUAAAGUGUGACCAUUCAAAUGAAAGCUACUGAGCAGUACUUUCCUGUGGUACUGUUUACUAUGCAAUACAAAGGAUUUCUAACAUUUGAGCCCAGGAAUAAAAUCUUUAAGUUUGACCAAUCAAAAGAAAGCUAAUGAGCAGAACCGGUGUCCUCUAGCUACUGCACGCACCUGACAGUAAUGGCUACCCUGCUCAACAGGUUUUACUUCAAAUCUGCGCACGGUGUAAUGAGCAAACGCUUCUUCAUCAAGGUAUGUCACUCUAAGGGGACCAUGAACUUCUGUUUUUGCUUGUUUGGAAGGCCAGUACAUGGUACAUUUGUGCUGCAACAAAAUUAAUACUCAGUAAAUGAUCUAAUUGACACACCCAUUCAAAGGAAUGCCUCUUGUCUAAUAAACGCCCUCUCUACGAUGUUCGGUUUUUAUUAAAUACCCCUCUCUAAUCAGUGGCAGAUCUAAAGGAGGGGCCCGGCCAGCCCCCCCCCCCCCCCCCCCCUCCCUACUUACUUUUAAAACCAAAGUGAGGCCCGAAGGGUCGAAAAACUUUUUUUUGGGAGACUGCCGGGUCUGGAUGACCGCCCCCCCACCUACCUCAAGGUCUGUAUCCGGCACUUCUUGUAAACACCCUCUGUUUAACAGAAUACUCGGACAAGUGUCAACGGGGCCUUAAGGUCUUUUUAAGGCCAAAAUAGCUUCUUUCAUUGCUACAGUCAAACCUUGUUUAUACGGAAUCUGAGGGGCCAUAGAAAGUCUCGGUAUUUACAGGGUUGAAUUUAGAAAAAAAUAAGGGCGUUCGUUCCCCAGGGAUAAAGCAAACUGUCCGUAAUAAUAAGGUGUCCGUAUCAAGUGGGUGUCUGUCACGCAGGGUUAAGUUUGACUGUAUUACAGACUAAGCGAUUGCUUACCAGUUACCGCUUGUUUCUUUCGAUUACACGCCGCAACGCUUGUUAAAUUCUUAGCGUUUUUGAUGCCGUGUUUAUCCCAAGGCGGCGUUUACAUGUAUUUUCAAAAUCACAUUUAUUAAAUCGCUCACAACAACAUCGCUCACAACAACAUUCAAUUGAAGUUAUGUUAAAAACGUGAAAUUGGGCAUUUUUACAUCGUAGUCGUGCAGUGACGGCAAAGAAAUGUACAUAAAGUGUGAUGCACGUGCAAAGUUGUUGUUUUGCCAAUCUAAGCCUAUUGCUUUUCAGCCGUUUUCGUUGCCGUCGACCCUACUGGCCAAUUUUUACCCCUGUCCCUUGCAAUAGUCCCGAACGUUUUUGCGAAAGUUAACUUUACCAUUUUUCUUCUUGUUUCAAAAGUGGUGAAUACAACAUACCCUUCCUCUUUCAAUAAUUUUUGUUAUCAUGACAAUGACUGUACAGUUUUGCUCCCAGACCAUCCGCCAAAAAUCACUGAUGGUGUUGGCCACGGGUCCUGUAACACAGGGGAGAACAAAACGAGAACAAUUGUUAAUUAGAAAGUUGUUACUGGGGUCAAACAUUUAACGAUAUUAUUGAAUGAGAUUGAGUGUGAGGAGGAGAGUGUUAUCCGCUUAAAAUAUGCAAAAUGUUUCAGAUCAUACAAAAACCCAAUCCAAGAAUUUUUUUUUUAUAUUUAUUCAAAACAAUUCUUACUUUAAAAACAUAGUUAGCCUGUGUAAAGAAGCCCCCUUCCCUCAGUCAAAAAAAUUUUACUGAGGGGAGGGGGCUUCUGUACACAGGCUAAUACAUACUCGCAUCAUUAUAUGUUUCUGGGAAUCUGCCCACAUACCCCUCCCCUAAGCCAAUAUUUUGCCCUAAGUGAGAACCACGUGUUAAUGUUGGUUUAGGGAAGGGGUAGGUAGUUCGGUUUCCGCCUUCAUUUGCCUGUUUCUCGACAAAUUUAGGAUAUAAAAGGAUGUUCAAUUUAGCAGAUAUUUUUCAAAAAAAAAUUGUCACCAGUCGAGUUGUAUUUUUGCUGUUUUUUACUAUGUUUUUAUGCAGUAGUAUAACUAUUUUUUUCCAGAAAUUUUUCGCCAAAAUCGCUGAGCUGACGCAACCUUGUCCGCCCAGGGCUUCUCGGUUGCAAUACCUUUUUCUAAAAAACAACAAACAAACAAAAACUUUAUUGUAAGAAUUAACUUAAGUAAUCACACUGGCCCACAGGUAGCAAACGCUAAUCUAGGCGGGUCAGACAAACAACUGCAUGAGAGUUAAGGAAACGAUAACUUUGGAGUUUGAGAGAAAAAUCAGUUGAAACUUCAAAGGCCUAAUUAUAAUUAUUUAGCCAGUCCAACUUUUUGUAUGAUGAUAGAAACUAUACUCACCUUGGGUUGCUAUAUAAGCAUUAGCUUUUUCAAAGCUCUAAAGAAAAAGAACAGAAUCUUAGAUUAAAUUACAGGCAAACCCUUGUUAAGCAGUCACCCAUUGGGAAUGGCUUAAAGACCGCUUAAUACAGGUUGACUGUAUGAUAACGUGAGAGUUAUUCAAGAAAAUGAAGGUAUGGUAGUCAAAGACCGAAAUAUCUAUGCCGAGACAAAUUGACGUCCGCCUGUUUCUAAAUCUUCUUGGGCCAAAAGAAAAAACAGUUAAAGAUCACUUGAUGCCAUACACAGUGCGACCUAUUGCACUAGUAUGGUACGUCUUCUCAAAGCGACCGUUUCAUAGAGGUGAAGACAAUAAAAAAUAAUUCGUUGGGACCUCGGAAAAGGUGACUGCGACCGCUUAAUAGAGUUCACGGGUUAAUACAGGAGCCGCUUUAAUAAUACAGGUCAGUUUAAUUAACAUUAAUGAAUGAGGCUGAGUAUCUUAUGACGAAUUAUGUAGAUCGAGGUGGAUAACACCCUCCGAGAUCUCCAUAAUUCUUCAUAUGAUACAAAAGCCGAAUUCAUUAAUUGUUAACUAUGUGUAGCCUAGCUGUUGAGGCAUUAUUUAAUAUGGGCACAUUUUACUUUAAACACAAUUUCAUAAUGCCACUUACAUCAAUGUAGUUUGCAUUAAUAUAAUGAGAUUCAGGGUCGUUUUCUGUUAGAGAAAGAAUCACCCUUGAAUGAUCAUCUGAAAAGGACAACAGCAAACUUACACAUGGGUAAAACACAAACAUUAGCAUUAUUUCUAUGAUUGAAGACUGGAAAAAAAAUGUCUGCUGAAACAGGUGACGCAUGGCAGCACAUUGAAAACUCUGUCUCAGAUGCACUUUAAUGACGAUGAUUAUUGAGUAAUAUUCUUGUCCUCUACCACACAUGCUAUGAAAAUAAGGGCAAGGGUCUGCCUGAUAUAUGGGGGUUCAUUAUAUUGGUCUUCCAAUAUAUAUAAACUUGUAAAUUACUAACAUACACUGCAGUGUACUGAACUUACAAGCUACAAUAUUGUUAAAUCUGUUCUUGGAUUGGUUUUCUUGUUUUUCACUAUGUACCCACGACCUGCUUUUAAGAUGGACACUCUUUAAACUCUGUUGAUUAAAAAAAGUUAUUACAGUAAAAAUAGGUCAUUAUAAUUACAUGUAAGCUUUAUGAUCAAGUACUGACUUGAAAUGUUUGCUACAGUAGUAAUGAAUUUGACCAUUCACCCCCACAAGUUCAAUCUUGUCCCCAAAGCUGCGAUCCUUUUGGCCAGCACCAUGAAUCAAGAGCUCUGGCUGAGGACAAAACAGGAAGUCCCAUAAAAAUAGACUUCCGGCUUUCUGUGCAGCUUUAGAAAUUUGAAAGAAUACAUGGGUAACAGUUACCAUCUGUUACACAAAUGGGAGACUACCUGAGUGUUCUCCCUAAAUUUUAGCUCAGCAGGUAAGGGACCAUUCAUGGCCGGUAAGGCAAAAAAUAUGUGCCAGAGACGCACUUUCCUGGGGGGAUGGGGGCAGUGGAGUGAGGGACAUGGCUUUGACUUCGCUGUGAAAUUUAGGAGCUAAGUUCUUGGAAACGUCAUUCCCUCAUUUUAGGACCUAUUUUACGCAAAUCAGCCAUUAUCUUUAGACAUUAAUUUUAAACGUUUGAUUCCAAUAAUUUUACUCUGUCUUCAACGCCCUCUUUCCACAAUGUGUGGCCCAUAAAGAGAAAAGCUGUGUAUACUUUAGUACACUUCCAUAUAUUCAUUUAUUACCUUAAUCAGAUCGAUCACAACUUGCAUAUAAAUUUUUCAAAACAACUUAUUUAAUUUUAGUAAGUCUUCAAGAAAUGCAGGCGGUAAGAAUUUUUGCUUCAGACAGUACAAAAUGUAAAUUUUACUGGUUACCGCCUGAUAAGGAGAACACUGGACUACCGCAUCUGUUCACUAUCUUGUUCCCAACCUUACCAGAGUAUUCAGUUUGUAGCACUGGUGAAAAGCAAAAAGGAGAGAGUACAGGUAUAAGGCACAAAUAUCAGGGAAUCAGAAGUAAGUUGGACCUCAGAAAAAUAAGCAAUGGAUCGAGCAGAGUAAGCCAAUCGCAUCCUUUCCCUUCUACUUUGACCACCAAUGGUUAACUGCACUCAGCAGCCCGGUUUUACAGGCUAUAAAAUACUGUAGUUCUAAAGUGAGUAGAAGGAACUAUGGAAGUAACCAUUUUGGAAAAUGGUGUCUUAAAAGAGCAAGAACAUUAUCGUUAACUUACUUCAAAUUCUUGACUGAAUCUGUAAUCGCCAUCCAUGUGUAAAAUUUUAACAUGACGAGCAAAGUCAUCUACCAAGACUGCCCCAUGCUUUGCUUCUGUAAUAAGGGAACAAACAAAAAUAAUAUUCAAUUUUCUUGAACAGUAAUAUUUCCAUACUAGUAUCAUAUUUGAUUCCUCAUGAUCUGAAGUGAGGUGCAGAACUGAAGCCUUUGCGUAGUGAAGUUGUAAAUUUGUCAUGUGCUCAGCGAGUGUACCGUGUGGUUUGCACAGUGAGGCAGAAACUCAGGUCGGUAAUAUUUCUUUAUAUCACUUGGGCGUCUGCAGUUGACGUCAUCCAGUGUGACGUCAAGGUGCAUGUUAGGGUUGCCAGGCAACACAACUUCAAGUGCAAAUGAUAGCUGAUGAUGUGGUACACCAUCAUGUUUUCAUAAUGAAAGGCUGUCUGUUCCAUUCAACAAGUGGCUUGAAAACCUUGUCGGGGAAGAUUUAACAUUGAAACUCCACUGCAGCAAGAAAGGCAAUCUGAAAUCCACCACAAGCAAUGAAGAAGAAAACAGGCAGGUACAUCGAUCG